AUGAACCAAACAUGGUCUAACACCUUUCAACAGCUUCCCAAACGGUUUCUCACUUUUUCGAGUUAUUCUCCAUCUUUUCUAGGGAAGGUUCUUACGAACCUCCCUCUAGGUCAUCAACUCACUGACUCUCAUAAGAAACUGCUAUCCAUCUUGGAAAGCGGCUGUGAUUACGCUCACUUAUCUCUAGAGGACUUGCUGACAGAACCUGACAAGCUACAGCACAGACUUACUUCAGCUAUUAAUCAAGGCAGAGAGGCAACUUUGCUAGCCUUGUCUAUCGAUGACCAGUGUUCUGCUCGUUUGAGAUCUGUUGCAGGAAAGGAAGCUGGAGCUUGGCUUCACGCAAUCCCAUCCGACGAUGAGCUCGCUAUUGAAACUCGCGAAUAUCGCUUAGCGGCUUAUUUACGCUUGGGCUUGCCUAUAUUUGGUCAAUGGGCAGUCACCUGUGAUUGUGGAGCUACAGUAGACGAAGGUGCAUACCACCUCUUGACAUGCAAGCGUCACGGUGGCCCAAUUUGGCAGCACGACUUCAUUGUCUCGGCCUGGUGCAGGUGUCUAAAUUCAGCUGAUGUUCUCCACAAGAAGGAAGUGCGCAACCUCUAUGUCGACAGCCUUGGUCGCCCGGAUAUUGUGACCUUUGACUCAGGUAGCUUGACCAAUGCUGAGAUAGAUGUCUCGCUAGCUCAUCCCUACAACAAGGAGGUGGUUAGCUCUAGUGCUAAAGUGACUGGCCAUGCCUCCCUUGUUCGAGAACAACACAAGAAAGAGAAGUACAAGCAAUUUCACCAUCCAGGAGGACAACGUCCAGAUGUCAUCCCCUUGGUACAUGAACAUUUUGGGAGAUGGGGCAAGGAAGCCAUUAACUUCCUCAAGUCCCUAGGGGAUCGCUCCAAGGAUGAAUAUGGUCAAUACAACAAAAAGGAUUUUAUGUCAGUGUCUAGACGCCGGAUUAGCGUUGCACUUCAGAAAGGCAAUGCUAAAGUUAUUCUAAGGAAGCUGGAAAGACUAAAUUAUGCUUUUUCUUCGCUUGACCUUGCUUUCACAGACGUUCAGUCUUACGUUCAUUAGAAUAGACAGCAGUUUUCAUUAGUCUUUUGUGCUAGAGAAAGAAAUUAUUCAAUAAAAUCUA
Corticium candelabrum is the source of this 1129-nucleotide messenger RNA. RefSeq lists its product as uncharacterized. Bases 1 to 1068 code for a protein of 355 amino acids. The transcript has 2 exons. The record is from RefSeq and is a predicted model, not a curated record. Lineage: Eukaryota; Metazoa; Porifera; Homoscleromorpha; Homosclerophorida; Plakinidae.